AGAACAGCGACCAUAACGAUGCCUAAGAUUCGGACAACAAGAACGAAGAAACCACCAGAAGGCUACGAGGAAAUUGAAGGUAUCCUCGAUGACUAUGCGAAGAAGAUGCGCGAUGCUGAGAACGAGUCUCAUGAGGGAAAGCGCAAGGCUGAAUCACUGUGGCCUAUUAUGAGGAUAUCGCACACUCGUUCAAGAUACAUAUAUGAACUGUACUACAAGCGUGAGGCCAUAAGCAGAGAACUCUAUGAUUGGCUUCUGAAGGAAGGGUACGCCGAUGGCAAUUUGAUUGCCAAAUGGAAAAAGCCUGGAUAUGAGAAGCUUUGUUGUCUGAGAUGUAUACAGACUAGGGAUAUGAACUACCAGGGUUCUACAUGCAUCUGCCGUGUGCCCAAAGCACAGCUUCGUGCAGGUACUGUUGUUGAAUGUGUUCACUGCGGUUGUCGGGGCUGCAGUUCAGAUUCUUGAUAAAUACUGGGCACACACCUGCUCUGUGUUCUUUUUACCUCCGUGUGCUAUACUGUACUAUUGUAAUGUGCUUAGUUCAUCUCAAUACCAUCAGGUUCUUUCUCU
Molecule: messenger RNA, 570 nt
Organism: Somion occarium
Lineage: Eukaryota; Fungi; Basidiomycota; Agaricomycetes; Polyporales; Cerrenaceae
Source: the annotation of a GenBank genome assembly